AUGUACACCUCCGUCCUCGCAAUCCCGGCCCUCCUCCUCCUCAGCGACCACGUCACGGCCCAAUGCACAAACUUCACAUCCACCUCCCGUAGCUCGGACACCUACUCAUUCUUCACAAGUUCGAACGACGUUGCCGUCGAAACACUUUACUGCAAUGAGACACUCUCAUCACCAUGCUACAUUACCCCCAAAAAAUACGCUAUAACCGCGCCCCGCAAACUCAAUAUCUCCAGCUGCCCCGCCGACGAAGAAUCCAUCUACCAACUCGCGGCUCAGGCCUAUUCAUCUGACAACUUUACGUCUUCUGAGUUCAUCACUCGAAACACGUCGCUCACUAACGUCCAUGUCGGUAAGACUCUCUUGACAGUCGAACCGGGAAUUGGAAAGACACUGGCAUGGCUGCCGUUCCAAUUGUAUUCGGCGGGGAGGUUGAGUGGGUGCGCGAAUAGUAGUCUGGAGGGGGUUUACGUGUUGGCGCAGGCGCCUUAUGAGGUUAAUGCGACCAAAUCCACAGAGAAUGGACAGCUUAAUGUGGAUGGGAGGGUGUUGGCGGGGACUUGGUCUGCGACUCAGAGGAAUAUCACGGCUGAGAAUGAGACUGCGGCGGAUAAAAAGAGUAGUGGGUCAAAGGUUGGUGUUUGGGCUUGGAGUUGGGGGAUUGUGGGAUUUGGGGUUGCUUAUGGGGUUGGAAUUUUGUAG
This is a messenger RNA of Glarea lozoyensis ATCC 20868, 699 nucleotides long. RefSeq lists its product as uncharacterized. Lineage: Eukaryota; Fungi; Ascomycota; Leotiomycetes; Helotiales; Helotiaceae. The record is from RefSeq and is a predicted model, not a curated record. The transcript has a single exon. The coding region runs from base 1 to 699 and encodes 232 amino acids.